UGAAUUAAGUUUUGGUUACUAAUGCUUCUACUUUGCCUAUAACAGAUCGAAAGUCUCCCAGCCUUGUCCAACUAUAGGUGUUGGGCUAGAGAGAAGGGGUAAGGAAGGAAGUGUGGGGAGGGUGAUCAUUACAAAGGGAAUAGGGAGGAGGGUGAAAGAAUUUGACAAAUGAUUUGUUACUCCCUUGAAGAAUUAAAAAAAAGAGAAGAUGUUGGGAAUGAGCAUAUUGGGCAAGCAUGAAGUUAGAAGAACUGAUGGAGAGGACAGUGUUGGGGAGAGAGAGACUAGGGUGGAAGGAGAAAAAGAAAAGUUAACAGAAGUGGUAGGAAAGAUGGGUUUAAAAAUUACAAGGGUAGAAAAACCAAAGGUGUUUAUAAGGAAAAGAAAGAAAAGAUUGGAGGUAGAGAGAUUGAGAUUUGAUGUAGAGGAAAGAUUUAGAGUUUAGUGGGAGGGGGAAAGAAGAAAGGGUUCAAAGUAUUGGUUUGAGCUGCUAAUGGGUUUGCUAUUUGUGAAACUAUGAAGAUCAUUAGUUGGAAUGUGAGAGGUUUGGGUAGUGCUUGCAAGAGAAGGGUAAUAAAGGAUUUAUUGAAAAGGGAGAGCCUAAACAUAGCAUUGAUUUAAGAAUCAAAGCUGGCUUUGUUGGAUUGAAGAUGGUUCAGAAGUGUUUAGAGGCCGAGGGGUAUCAAUUGGAGUUGUGCCCCCUCUUGGGGGCCUCUAGGGGCAUUUUUUUUUUGGGGGGGGGUGAUGUAGUGGAACCUUUGGUGGAGAUAAUAGAAAGGUUCUCUGUUUCAAUCACAUUUAAGAGUUUGGAGGAUGGCUUCAUCUAGGUAUUUACUAAUGUUUAUGGACCCAAUAGCUUUAGGGAAAGGAAUGAGAUGUGGGAAGAACUUGUUGCAAUAAAGGGGUUUUGGGAUGGUUUUUGGUGUUUGGGUGGGGAUUUCAAUGUAAUCAGAUUCAUUGAGGAAUCAAAUAAUAUUGUGAGCUGAAGAAGAUCCCCUUGAUACAAGCUAGGUUUACUUGUUCCAAAUUUCAAGGUAGUCCCCUUUUCUCCAAAUUGGACAAAUUCCUUUUCAAUCCCAAGUGGGAGAUUCAUUGGGAUGGGUUGAUGUCUAAAGCCUGACCAAGAGUUACCUUUGACCAUUACCCGAUUAAAUUAGGCCUUGAAAGCCUUGUGGAUGGCCUAAAACUAUUUAAGUUUGAAAACAUGUAGUUAACUUAUCUAAGUUUUGUAUCCAUGGUGGAGAAUUUGUGGAAGGAGAUUUUGAUUAAUGCCGGCUAGAAAGGAGUAAGAUUUCCUAGGAAAUUGCAAAAAUUAAAAAUAAAAUCAAGGAGUGGAGUUGAGGCCAUUUUGGAAGAAUUGAUGAAAGGAAAUUGAAUCUCUUCUGUCAAAUUGAACAAAUAGAUGAAAAAGAAAGUCAAGGGAUUAUAAGUGAAGAGGAAAAGCAAUUAAGAUGGAACCUGAAAAAGGAAUUGGAGAUUCUUCUUACGGAGGAGAUCUGUUGGAGGCAAAAGUAAGUUAAGGAGGGACAUAGCAUUACAAUUUUUUUUAAUGUAGUUGCAAAUGGUAGAAGAUGGAAAAACUUUGUGGACAAACCAGAGAAAAAUGGAAAUAUAAUCCGUAAUCAAAUUGAGAUAGCUAGGGCCUUUGUAGACCAUUUCAAGUUCAUUUACCAAAGAUAGUUAAAUGAUAUGCUACUUGUGGAAGGGACUGAUUGGCCUUCUUUGGAUGAGAAUGUAGUAAAUUUCUUGGAAUCCAGGUGUGAACUUGAAGAAAUAAGGAUGGCUGUUUUCUCUAUGGAUAGAUCAAAGUCUCUAGGACCCGAUGGUUUUACUAUGGCCUUCUAUCAAGAUUGUUGGGAGUUGGUUAAAGGGGACUUGUUGGAGGUUUUUAGUGAGUCUAUAAAGGAACACUUUAUGACUCCAAGUAUUAAUGCUACCUUCCUACCUCUAAUUUCUACAAAGUCAAAUGUGGUGUAGCCCUAAGGUUUUAGGCCUAUUAGCUUGGUUACAAGUAUUUACAAGAAUUACGCUAAGGUCUUCUUGCUAAGAUUACUAUUCUCCCCUCUUUAAUUAGUCAAUCUCAAGGGGCUUUCAUUCACGGUAGAUGGAUUAUUGAUCAAAUUUUAAUAGCCAAUAAGUGUGUGGAGGAUUUUAGAAGAACAAGAAAAAAUGGUUUUUAUGCAAACAUGAUUUUGAAAAGGCUAUGAUUUGGUGGACUGGUCCUUUCUUUUGGAGAUUUUGAAAUUGUGUAGUUUUAGGGAUGGAUGAUGUGAUGUCUUUGGAUAGAGGGAUGCCUGACAACUUGUUGGUAUUUUGUAUUGGUUAAUGGGGUGAUUAAGGAUCUUUUCCUAGUUCAUAGAAGUUUGAGAAAAGGAGAUCCCCUCUAUCCCUUCCUAUUUACCUUGAUAGUUAAUGCUUUUAGUAGAUUGAUCUCCCUUGCGGAUAGGUUAGAGGUGUUCAAGGGGUGGAGAGUUGGUAGCAACAAUGAAGUGGUAACUCACCUUCAGUUUGCAAAUGAUCUAAUUAUCUUUUGUAAAGGUGAUAAUUAUUAGCAAGUUGGAAAUCUCAAGUGGUUGGUGAAAUUGUUUGAGAGCGUUUCAAGCUUGGGUAAAUUUGGUAGAUAGUGAUUUAAAUUCAAUAGCUUCCGUUUUUGGGUGUUCUUCUUGGCCUUUAAAAUAGUUGUGUAUGCCAUUAGGAGAUAAUUCUAAGGAAUCUAGUUUUUGGAACCCUAUUAUACAAAGGUGUUGUAAGAAGUUGGCAAGUUGGAAAAGGAACUAUAUCUCUCUGGGGGUAGAAUUACUCUAAUUAGGUCCACUCUGGAAAACUUGUUGGUCUAUUACCUCUUUGUGUUUAAGAUGCUGGAAGGGGUGGCUUCAAAACUAGAAAAAAUUAUGGGGGAUUUCCUAUGUGAGCCUGGAGAAGGGAAGAAAGACCAUCUGAUUAAGUGGGAAAUAGUACGUAGACAGAAGAAGCAAGGAGACUUAGGACUAGGUAAUGUCAGCUUGAGAAACACAACACUCUUCUAGGGAAGUGACUGUGAGGUGGCCUAGUGAGAGGGAGAGAUUGUGGCAUAGAGUGAUAGAGAGCAUUCAUGGCAGGUUGGAUAAUGGCUAGGAUGCUGGAGUAUCUCAUCGAGCAACCUUAUCUUCUCCUUGGAAAGCCAUUUCAGGUGGACUUUGCCUUUGGAGAUAUGCAAGCUUUUUGACCCUACCACCUUAAGCUGGCCCAAGAGGAGGGGAAUACUUCUUUGGAGAAGCACAAGGGCAGCCUUGAUUUGAACCAUUUCAGAAGAAAGAAAGCCUUGAUUUGGGUGACAUGGUUGAUGCGGUUGUCCCAUUCAUGGGUGAAUCUAUAACUGAUGGCACUCUUGCAAAAUUCUUGAAGAAACCAGGUGAUAGUGUACAGGUUGAUGAACCAAUUGCUCAAGUUGAAACGGAUAAGGUGACCAUUGAUGUUGCAAGUCCUGAAGCUGGAGUUAUCCAGAAGUUUGUAGCGAAGGAAGGUGAUACUGUGGAACCAGGAACCAAGAUUGCAGUUAUUUCAAAGUCUGGUGAAGGUGCUGCACUUGCUACUCCAUCAGAGAAGAAGUCGGAUAAAGAGGCUUCUCAGCCACCUCCUCCAGAAAAGGAGACUGUGGCCAAAGAAGAGACUAAAGCCGACAUUCUUGCCAUCAAGCAGAGGCCUAAAACACCUUCACCACCACCAAAAGCCUCAGCUACAGAACCUCAGCUUCCUCCCAAGGAAAGGGAAAGACGGGUUCCUAUGACAAGGCUCAGAAAACGGGUAGCAACACGUUUGAAAGACUCUCAGAACACAUUUGCAAUGUUGACAACAUUCAAUGAAGUUGAUAUGACUAAUUUGAUGAAGCUCCGUUCUGAUUAUAAAGAUGCCUUUCUGGAGAAGCAUGGUCUGAAGCUAGGAUUUAUGUCAGGAUUUGUCAAAGCUGCUGUCAGUGGGCUUCAGAAUCAGCCAAUAAUCAAUGCAGUCAUUGAUGGGGAUGAUAUCAUAUAUAGGGAUUAUAUUGAUAUUAGUAUUGCUGUUGGUACUCCUAAGGGCCUUGUUGUUCCAGUCAUCCGUAAUGCAGAUAAAAUGAACUUUGCUGAGAUAGAGAAAGAGAUUAAUACUCUUGCAAGGAAGGCUAAUGAUGGCACCAUAUCAAUUGAUGAGAUGGCCGGGGGUUCAUUUACAAUAUCCAAUGGUGGUGUCUAUGGAAGCCUUUUGAGUACCCCAAUUAUUAACCCUCCACAGUCGGCUAUACUGGGUAUGCACUCAAUAGUGACUCGACCAAUGGUUGUCGGGGGCAACAUUGUCCCAAGGCCCAUGAUGUACAUUGCAUUGACAUAUGAUCAUAGGCUGAUUGAUGGAAGAGAGGCAGUUUUCUUCUUGCGCCGUAUUAAGGAUGUUGUGGAGGAUCCUCGCAGGUUGCUUCUUGAUAUAUGAAAACAUACCAAGAGCAACUUCUUGAUUUUGUGAUUUGCCAGUAUAUGUGAAAUCUAGUAUAUCUUAAUUUUGUUGGACCACAAUAAAAUUUUGUAGGAAGCCUUCUGUUGGAUUUCAUAAACCCUUCAUCAGGUUCUAAACUGCAUCCCACCUCGUUUGAGCUUGGGAUGAGAUGCCUUUCUAGUUACAGUACAGACUUGUGGUUCACAUUUGCAGAUAACACCAAAUAUUGUCAUGGUAAUGUGGCUUCCUUUUGGUUCAUAUCCCUUUUACUUUCUUCUUUCCCAAGAUGCUUCAUGGAAUUCUGUCUGAGAUCCAUGUUUUGUGUACUAUAAACACGGUGACCAAUUGCCUUUUACCAA
Messenger RNA from Nelumbo nucifera (sacred lotus), 4802 nucleotides. The record is from RefSeq and is a predicted model, not a curated record. NCBI's taxonomy places the organism in Eukaryota, Viridiplantae, Streptophyta, Magnoliopsida, Proteales, Nelumbonaceae.